This is a messenger RNA of Meloidogyne enterolobii, 636 nucleotides long. The record is from the annotation of a GenBank genome assembly. Lineage: Eukaryota; Metazoa; Nematoda; Chromadorea; Rhabditida; Meloidogynidae.
AUGGAAAGUACAAAUUGGAAACCAAAUGUUAAUAGUUGGUCGUGUGAAGGAUUCAGUCAAGAACAGAUUAAUUUUGUUUGUCAAUGUUUAUUUCAAUGGGAUGAAGGAGAACGUUUAGUUAAAUUAUUUUCAACAAAUCCCCAUUUAUUAUCCACUCCAUAUAUUAAAUCCUCAACAGUUUUGAAAGCUUAUUUAUUUGUUUUAUUCCAUAACAGACAAUUUGAGGCAUUUUUUAAAGUAAUAGGUGAAAGUAAAUUUGAGCCUUCUCACCAUUCAGACCUUAUUGAACUUUGGUAUGAUGCUAAAUAUGAAGAAGAUAGAAAUAAAAAAUUAAAAGAAUUAGUUCCUGUAGAUAAAUAUAGAAUUAGAAAGAAGAAUCCUCCGCCUAGAAGUAUUUGGGAUGGAGAUGAAUUAAUUUAUUCAUUCAGAAAAAGUGCUAGAGAGUUACUUAAAGAAUAUUACAAUCAAAAUAGAUAUCCAAAUUCUGAAGAAAAACGCGAACUUGAAAGGAAAACGGGUUUAAAUAAAAUACAGGUAAGAAUAAAAUUUAAAUAUUUAAUUAAAAAUUUAAGAUAUCAAAUUGGUUUAAAAAUCGAAGACAACGUUCAAAGGGCGAAAGGCGAAAGUAAAAAAUAA